UGGCUACCGCGUAACAAGAGCAUCUUCAGUCCGUGUUUGGUACCAAGUAUUCACCAUGCGGUCUCCACUAGUGCUGCUGCUUCUAGUGGGGGCGGUCGUAGCCGAGCACAAAGGAGCAUGGAAACAAGACAACGAGUACAUUUACGAAGUGGAAGGUCGAACAUUGGCAGGAUUUGAAGAUAUCGGGAAUCGAUAUGCAGGAGUUUACAUGAAGGCAAGGUUGACGGUCCAGCCGAAAUCGGAAGACAAGCUGCAGGCUGCCGUGACCGAUGGGAAGUAUGCUCAAAUUCACACAGAGUUACCCUCCGGAUGGGACAUGAAGAUCCCCGAGGAGAACCUGGAACUGAAGAAGUUCUCCAUAUCGGGAAAGCCUUUCGAAAUCAAGAUAAGGAAUGGCGUGGUGGACGAGCUUCUCGUGGAGAAAGGCGUGCCCACGUGGGAGGUGAACAUACUGAAGGGAAUCGUGAGCCAGUUCCAGGUGGACACGCAGGGUGAAAACUUGAUAAAGUCGAGGAAAACCUUGGCACCCGAAGAGGACCAGGCAUACGCCAGCUACAAGACCAUGGAAGACUCCGUGACGGGGAAAUGCGAGGUCCAGUACGACAUCGUCACCCUUCCGGAUACUAUCCUGAAGACCAACCCAGAACUGGUACCGAUACCGAAAUUAAUCGGCGAGGGCCAAAUCUACGACAUCUCGAAGUUCAAGAACUACUCCAGGUGCUCCGAGCGCGUCGCCUACACGUUUGGUACCAACGGAAUGGAUUGGGAGUAUGGAGUCAGCGACAAAGCCAAAUUCAUCCAACGUUUCUCUGAGAGUAAUGUCGUCAUCAGCGGAAAUUUGAAGUCUUUCACCAUUCAGUCUUCGACGACGACCAACAAGGUGUACGUAAUCCCGACCCUAAAGGAGGUCCAGCAAGGAAUCGUCGCCAGCUCCCUGACCGUCAAAUUGUCAGACAUAAAGUCUGUCACCACCCCUCUGCAAGCCCUGCGCGAUCCUCAGUCCACCGGAAACCUACUGUACUGUCUUGCGAAGCCGGAAGGUGGUGCGGAGUCCCACAGUUGUUAUCGCCAAAUUCACGAGUCCGGCUCCAGCUCCAGCGAAGAGGGAAGCGUCGGAAGUGGACAUCACCACGGUCAUCAAGACAGCAGACACGGACCCAGUCAUCACUCCUCAUCCCAUGCUAGCUCCAGCUCCAGCGUCUCCAGCGAGGAGAUCCACUGGCAACCAUUCCCGAAACUGGACGAGGCACCGAUAUCGCCAUUGGUGUCCUACUUCGAAAACACCGAGGACAGCCACAGCCAUGGGAAACUCGACCCCAAGAAAGCUAGCAUAGACCUGUCCCGGCAGAUCGCCAAAGACCUGAAGAAGCCAAGCGAGAUCCCAAAGGCUGAGACCCUGGACAAGUUCACCAUGGUGACCAGAUGGAUCAGGUUGAUGAGCGCCCAGCAGAUCGAGGAAGCAGCGAACGAGUUGUUCGAGCCCGAAUCCAAGGAGAGGAAGGGAGAUGAGCACAGACUUCGUCGGGAUGCUUGGUGCAUGUUCAGGGACGCUACUUCCCAGGCAGGAACUGGUCCCGCUCUCCUGGCCAUCAAGAACUGGAUAAAGACGAAGAAGAUCGAGCGGUUCGAGACGAGCGAAGUUCUGGCCGUCAUGUCUAGGACUGCUCGUCUACCUACUCCAGAAUAUGUGGACGCCUUUUUCGACCUGGCAAAAUCACCAGAGAUUAUGGACGACGAGGACACGAGGGCUGCGGCCAUCACCGUGUUCGCCGACCUGGUUCGCAGGGCUCAGAUCAACCAUCAUACCGCCCAUUCCCGGUACCCUGUCCAUGUCUAUGGUCGUUUGAACCCGAAGGUCGUCUCGGCGGUGACGAAGGAGUACAUUCCCUACAUGGCAGAAGAGUUAAGAUCUGCCGUCAAGAAAGGCGACAGUCGCAGGAUUCAGGGCUAUAUCCGAGCUCUCGGGAACAUGGGUCAUCCUAAGAUCUUGGGGGUAUUCGAGCCCUACCUGGAAGGAAAGGAACAAGUGUCCAACUUCCAGCGCAUGUGGAUGGUCGCUUGUAUGGACAAGUUGGCCAAUGUGUAUCCCAGGGUGGCGAGGCCGGUGCUCUUCAAGAUCUACUUGAACACUGCAGAGGCCCACGAAAUUCGAUGCACGGCAGUGAUCCAGCUGAUGAGAACCAAGCCCCCCUUCGGCAUGCUUAAGAGGAUGGCGCAGAUGACUAACAUUGAUGUCAACAGACACGUCAACUCGAUCGUCAAGUCCGCCAUAGAAAGUGCAGCUGAGUCGGAAAGUCCCGAAUGGGCGGAAUUCGGCAGGAACGCGGAAAUGGCCCAGACGUUUUUGAACGACGAAACUUAUGGUCUGCAGUAUUCGAAGCUCGUGAUAGUGGAUAGCGUAGACGAGGGGGAUAUUAUGAAGAGCAUCUUCAGCUACGUGUCCGACGAUGACAACGUCAUCCCCGAUGCCAUCAACUUCGCGUUUCGCAAUAUCUACGGUGGUUACAAGCUACCAUGGACGGAAGUUGCCUUUGGGAUCUCAAGUAUAAGCGACCUGAAGGACUUGCUUUGGAAGAUCGUGCAGAAGGGAGAGAGAUCGGAGGAGGAUGGGGUCUACUCGCCGGAGAAGCUCGCCAAGUUGUUGAAGAUCGAAGGGGACGGCGCAGAACAGGUGGAGGGCAACUUCAUCCUCAACAAUAAAUUGGGCAGAAGAUUCAUUGCCUUCGACAACCACACCAUUGAGAAGAUCCCAUCGAUGCUGAAGAGGUUAUUCGAGGACUUGAAGGAGGGACGUAACUUCCAUGCCACGAAGAUGCUUGGGUUCGACACCGUCCUGAGCUUCCCCACCGCCAUGGGGUUGCCUUUCGUGUACAACCUAAGGAUCCCAACGCUGAUGAAGGACGACUUAUCGGCGCAGUUGAAGAUCACCCCCGACCCCUUCGGCGAGACCAAGUGGAAGAGGCCCCAGAAGUUGGAAGCCGACGUGAAGUUCCGCGCUUUGGCAUCCUUAAAGGUCCAGGGAAGGGUGGGCUUCAUCUCUCCCUUCGAUCACCAACACUACAUGGCUGGGGUGGACGACAACCUGCAACUCUAUUUGCCGAUCCGCACGAAAGCGCAGAUCAACUGGGAAAAACAACGCAUGGAACUGGAGCUGGGACCAGCCGACUCGAAUGUGGGCUACACAAUCGCGCACUACAGCACCGUGCCCUACACCGCGAAGCACGACAUCCUUUCCCAAAACCCAGUGGUGAAGGACAAGGACACCCACGUACUGCAUAAAGACUCAGCGGAACCGAAGAAGCUGUUCGGCAGGGAUCCCGAUGCCCCCUUCAACGUGGAGUAUCGAUACCCUGAAGACGAGAGAUCCACGCUCUGGCAGAACUCCUUCAAAUUCGAGAAAUCACCGUUUGCCUUCAAGAACAACCCGAUAUCGUGGAGUCCGACGGACAUCAGGUACAAGAUGAUAGAAGUCACUACGUCCGCUAGGAAGCCCGGUGAUAGCCCCAUCAAAGUGACGAUCGCCUAUGACACCUUUGAGAAAUCGUUUAGUAGACGCGGAGGUGCCGACUCGUCCUCGCCGGAGCCGAAGGUCACUUGGAAGUCGGACACGCAGAUGGACAGCAAGAACCGCAGAAAGGACCUUCUCGAAAGCGCCACCGAUGGGAUAGAUUCUGCCAAGGGGACGGCCGUCGACGUGGGAAUCGAGAUUCCCACCGAAAGUGGACCGGUCAGGUUCGUCUUCACGAGUGCCGUGGGCUGCAGCAAGGUAGACAGGACCUCCAAGGUCCUUUUCUACUCUGCGAUAAGUUCUCCUCCUAAGGAGAAUGUCGGCGAGCUCUGUUUUGCCCUCGAGUCCAGAUCUUCGUCUCUGCCCACCUUCGACUACGACAAGAUCAUGAACGCCGACGUCAGCAGAGACGUCAAGGCCGUCAUUCGUUUCGGGGAACGCUGCGAAACCGACGCGAAGAUCACCAUCAAAGGAAACCAACGCCAGACCGAUCAGUACAAGAAGUACGUCAAGAACUCGCUGGCGGAGGCGAAGGAAUGCAAGACGGGUGGGAAGAAAGGAGGAAUGCAGACGAAUUACCUGAAGACGUGCGAGAAGUACAUCACUUCCGCCCUCAACAUGGAUCGCGUGGACUUGUCGGUGAAUCUUGGUGAUCAUCAGACACCGGAAGGCAUCAAGGAGAGCAUCCUGCAUCUCGUUAAGGAGGCACUAACUUUGCGCUUCGAGGACGCCGAGUUUGGACCCUCGGAUCCAAUGAACGAGAAUAAAAUCGAGCUGGAGAUCGACAUGCACCCCAAUAUGCAGAUCGGCAACGUCACUUUCAGGACCCCGAAAGUCACGGAAUCCUUCUUGAACGAGGAAUUGGAAGAAAUGUCCAUGUCUUCUUUGUCUGCCCUACCGACGACCGAGCUCUUCCAGUCUGCCCUUGUCGAGGGACAAACCGUUCCCAGUUUCUGCGAACUGGACGAGAACGCGGCCAGCACUUUCGACGACUUGACGUACCCCUUGAAGCUCGGCAACUGUUGGCACGUCGUGAUGACGACCUACCCCAAGGAAGAUCCCGACGAUCCCCAGAACGAUCUGAAGAUCCCGGAGGAUAUGAAGGUCAGCGUCCUCUGUCGGGACAUGGGUGGCGACAAGAAGGAGGUGAAAGUCAACCUUGGCAACAUGGAGAUCCGUCUGGCUCCUGAAGGUGGAAAGGGAGCUGCAUAUAUCGGCAACGAGAGGCCAUCAUACAGCCAGAAACAAGGUUAUCAGUACAAAAAGGACGGCAAAGUGUUCUUCGAAAUUUUCGAGCUGCCCGAUGGAUCCGUCAGGUUGUCCUCCGAGAAGUUUGGCUUCGACGCCGCCUAUGACGGGGCUCAUCUUCGAAUCAAGGCCUCCUAUAAAUACCGCGGGUCGAUCCGAGGUCUCUGCGGCACAUACACAGGGGAACCGUCGACGGAUUUCACCACUCCUCAGAACUGCGUCCUGGAAAAGCCGGAGUUCUUCUCAGCAACGUACGCCUUGACCAGUCAGCAAUGCGAGGGGGAGGCAAAGCAGAACGCCCAGAUUGCUCAGAGGGAGCCUUGCAUUUCGCGGAACCCCCGACCAGGAAACGUCAUCAGCGACCACGAGGCUGGUCGAGGACCAAAUCCUGCUGAGAAAUGGGGCAAUUCCGAGGGCAGCAAGACCAAGCAAUGCCACACCCACAGGACUCUCGUCAUCGAGGAGAACAACGAGAUCUGCUUCUCCGUCAGACCCGUUCUCCAGUGCAGGAAAGGAUGCACCGAACAAACUAAACAAAAGUCAAUACGGUUCCAUUGCGUGCCCAGUGGACCAGCUUCCCAACAGAUUGCCCAGCGAGUCAAGCAAGGGGCGAAUCCCGACUUCAGUCAGAAACCAGUCACCAAGACCGUCCCCUACCAGAUGCCGAUCGACUGCGUCGCCUGAUCAGCUGAUCGUCUCGUCAGCUGAUCACUGACCCCGACCACGGAUAUAUCGUUCAGUAGUGUAAAUGCCUUUGUAAAAUAAUAACGUUUUUUUCAUAAGUUU
Messenger RNA from Orussus abietinus, 5542 nucleotides. It is a transcript of the gene Vg, whose product is annotated as vitellogenin. Gene Ontology annotation, biological process: lipid transport. The transcript is spliced from 7 exons. Gene Ontology annotation, molecular function: lipid carrier activity. NCBI's taxonomy places the organism in Eukaryota, Metazoa, Arthropoda, Insecta, Hymenoptera, Orussidae. The record is from RefSeq and is a predicted model, not a curated record. Bases 56 to 5440 code for a protein of 1794 amino acids.